AUGAGCGGCUACCCGGACGGCGAGGAGGACACGGUGGCGCUGCUGGCUCGUGACACCGGCGGCAGCAAGGAGCCGGAUCGGGGCAAGGAGGAGCUGAGCGCCGAGAAGGGCCCCGAGAAGCCGGACCCCUCGCAGAAGCCCCCCUACUCCUACGUGGCCCUGAUCGCCAUGGCCAUCCGGGAGAGCGCGGAGAAGAGGCUCACGCUGUCUGGGAUCUACCAGUACAUCAUCAGCAAGUUCCCUUUCUACGAGAAGAACAAGAAGGGCUGGCAGAACAGCAUCCGCCACAACCUCAGCCUCAACGAAUGCUUCAUCAAGGUGCCCCGGGAGGGCGGCGGCGAGCGCAAGGGCAACUACUGGACCCUGGACCCGGCCUGCGAGGACAUGUUCGAGAAGGGCAACUACCGCAGGAGACGGAGGAUGAAGCGGCCCUUCCGGCCGCCCCCGACCCACUUCCAGCCCGGCAAGACCCUCUUCAGCCCCGACAGCUACGGCUACCUCUCCCCACCCAAGUACUUGCAGUCCACCUUCAUGAACAACUCGUGGCCGCUGGCGCAGCCCCCCGCGCCCAUGCCCUACACCUCCUGCCAGAUGUCUGGCGGGAACGUCAGCCCCGUCAAUGUGAAAGGACUGUCGGGCCCGGCGUCCUACAGUCCCUACUCGCGGGUGCAGAGCAUGGCGCUGCCCAGCAUGGUGAACUCCUACAACGGCAUGGGCCACCACCACCACCCGCACGCCCACCACCCCCAGCAGCUCAGCCCCGCCAGCCCCGCGCCGCCCGCGGCCCCGGCGGCGAGGGGAGCCGGCCUCCAGUUCGCCUGCGCCCGCCAGCCCGCCGAGCUGUCCAUGAUGCACUGUUCCUACUGGGAGCACGACAGCAAACACAGCGCCCUGCACUCCCGCAUAGACAUCUAG
Molecule: messenger RNA, 915 nt
Organism: Nipponia nippon (crested ibis)
Lineage: Eukaryota; Metazoa; Chordata; Aves; Pelecaniformes; Threskiornithidae
Gene: FOXL2
Product: forkhead box L2
Biological process (GO): regulation of transcription by RNA polymerase II; anatomical structure morphogenesis; cell differentiation
Molecular function (GO): RNA polymerase II cis-regulatory region sequence-specific DNA binding; DNA-binding transcription factor activity, RNA polymerase II-specific
Source: RefSeq, a predicted model, not a curated record